AUGGAAAGUCACAGUCGUCGUCUUUAUCUUUGGGACCACGACUACCCUGAUGUGGUUUCAUUCAAGCUCGAAUAUGAACUGAAGCGUAUACGUAGCGAUCACCUGAAAUUGGAGACAAAGCGCUUCAACGAAGUUUUGGAGUUAAAGCAUAAACUGGAUAUGAUGCAGACGAGUCAACAGAUGCAGCCUCUUGCUUUGAAGACACAUUGUUACGACUUUUCAACAAAAACUGAAGGGAAUCUGUCGUCCUCUCCUACUUCUUUAUGGGAGGAAGCUCCUCGUCUAAUAAGUUGUAAUCGAGAAACAUUCAACGUCACGACACCUGAGGAGGAUCUUCUCGGUGCAGCAUUCACAUACUCUAAAAAGGCUCCCGCUCGCGCACGGAAAUACGAUCGUACUCCGCUCACCAAUUCUCCAGGUGAAAGGGAAAAGCGAAAAGUAAGAAAUGCUUAUGUUCGGAGGAUCAUUCCCGAUGGGAGACUUAAUUCAAAGUGA
Molecule: messenger RNA, 495 nt
Organism: Haemonchus placei
Lineage: Eukaryota; Metazoa; Nematoda; Chromadorea; Rhabditida; Trichostrongylidae
Source: the annotation of a GenBank genome assembly